CCUUUGUGCUCAGCCGGACCAAUUUGCAACACCUUCAGAUGUCCUCUUCAAGUCCAUCUACUCCAACUUCUGACCACUCACCCAUCUCGACCACUUCUUAUGGCAUUUUAGCCCAGCCAUUGAAGUCUUGUUGUAUGGAGCCCGCAAAGGAUAGGGUUCAUACUGGAACCGGAUCUCAAGAAUUUGAAGCGAUGAAAUCGCUAAGCGAUUGUGGCAAUUCAUCUUAUAGACCUCUGGCAGAGCCCAGACAAGCUUCGAGUAAGCAUCUCCAGGCAUCCACCUCUUCUUGUACAUCAAUGAAAGAAAGUGAAGUGAGACAGCAUUAUUUGCAAUCGAAUCAAAAGCCAACAUACUCCUCGAAUAGGCGUCCCAAACGGGCUCAUAUUGGGGUUCAGUGUCGGAGAGAUCGCGAACUUAAUAAAUAUGUGGGAUGGAACGAGGGGCGUUCUGUUAGUGCAGGCCCGCAAGCUUCAGGUUUUAAUGCAGCCAACCGUUACUCAACUCUUCAUGGUCCACGUCAUUACAGUAACUUGAUGCGAGUUGAAACUUAUCCCAAUGGGUUUGGCCAAGUGCUUCACUUAUGGCAAGAGGACAUUGAUUCUUUAUCUGAUGAAGAAAAAGAACUAUUGGCCCGUGAAUUUCUAGCCGAAGCAUUUGUCGAGGAAAAAGGUUACGCCAAGUAUUGCUGUGCCAUUGUUCAUGGAGCAGCUAGGGGAAUGCCAGAUUUUCUCGAGUACCUUGGUGAUCAACACGGUUCCUUAACUAUCAAGCAUGGAAUUAUUGGGCAUCCCAGGGAUAUGGAAACAACGACAAUGAGCCAUUAUAGAGAUAGAGUGAGGGAGAAUUAUAAGAGUGGAACUUUCCGGUAUGGUUUCUUGGAUAACAUUUCCUUGGUGGGUACGGUAUCAGAAGAAGCUGGAGGGUUUUUUCCAGACAUUUUGGACAUGUUGGAAGAAAAUCCAUUUCUUAGACUGACCAUGCCCUGGGGAGAGUUAUCGUCUCUUCAUGAUAUGAAUCCUACCAAAAGUAAUGACGGACCAAUUUUGUGGAUUCGACCUGGAGAGCAAAGUAUCCCAACUGGCGAGCUGGGAAAAUCUCCUCUUAAGCGGAAAAGAAAUGCUGGUAUCAAUGAAUUACAGAACCUGAAGUAUCUACCACGCUCGUUGAUCGAAAGAGAAAUAUUAUUUGAAGAUCGAACGCCGGCUCAUGCUGAUCAUGUUGGGUUUGGAUUGGACCGACAAACAACUGCUGCUGUGGGAGUUUUAAAGGCCGUGCACUGUGAUACCACUCCGAUCCUAAACCGGAUCACCAAAGACACGAUCAUUUUUCAAGCUUCAGAUUUUCAUCAGCUUGUGGAGAAACUUCAGUUAGAUUUGCACGAACCCCCCGUUUCGCAGUGCCCUAUUUGGCUGGAUGAUGGCAAAUUAAAUCAUCUGGUUAGAGAAGGAAUAAAAUAUGCAAGAGUACCUUUGGCUGAUAAUGAUAUCUACUUUUUGCCUCGAAAUAUUGUUCAUCAGUUUAGAACUGUUUCAGCAACGACAAGCAUUGCAUGGCAUGUACGAUUGAAUCAGUACCAUAAACUUAAUUUACGUAAAGGGGAGAUGGGAUGUGCUAAUGAAAGUGACAAACCCAAACAAAAUAUUGGAUCUGCAAGCGAAAAAGAAAACAACGACCUUAAAGAUUUCUGUUCAACGGAAAUGGUCGACCAAGCCAUUUCUCAAAACAAUUGCGAUAAAUCCAAAGGGAUUGCAAUGAAAUCAAACUCUGAUCCCGAUUUUGAACGCACGAUAUCCAAAUCCCCCUGCAAGAAAUACGAACUCUCUCACUCCUCCACGAAAGACCAAAACUACAUUGGGACGACGAGGAAACAAUAUUUACAACAAGGCUCCAGUCACAAAAUAAGUUGUACGGCAUCGUUGACGUCUCUAAAGUCGUCUUCACUAAAACGUCCCAAGUCGCACAAUCAACUGCAAACCAAAGCAAAAAUGUCUGAUAAGAAACACAAGAGCCACAUUAGUAGCUCCCAUAAGAAAUACGACAAAGAUAAGGAUAGAGGUUUUAUGCAAUCUGGAAUUAAACGUCGCCGUAAAGAAAAGACAAGAGAUAUCACCACAUCGACAAGAGAUAUCACCACAUCAAUCCCAAAGAAGACACAAUUAUUGACUGUUGAAGAAAAACCAAUAUCAACGUCUCCGAAGCUAAACGGGAUUUCAAACGAAAAAAGUUGUGAAGCCGAAUACCAAGAAGUAAAUUGUGAAAAAGUUGUUGCAUGCGUACCCAUGCCUAAAUCAUUAGAUGAAAAAUGUGGAAAUAGCUACGAUAUUGAUGAACCUAUCAUUGCAAGUUCUGAUGUUGACCAAAAUCCCUUUCUUAAAACACUCACUACCUCCUCGGUCCCUCUCAAUAGUACAACCUCUCAAAAAUCACUUCUUAAAGAUGGAACAUCUCAACUUAACAAUUCGAGAAAACCGUCAACUUUAGACCAACAUGAUAGUGCAAUAUCAAACAGCCGAGGAAAGCAAAAGUAUAAUCCAGUAAAAGAUUCCAACUUACCUUCAGCAGGAACACAUAAUCUCUUAGGGAGCAUCAUGUCCGAUAUGUCAAGUUCUAUGCGGACUAAUCCGAUUGGAAAUCUCUCCACCUCUUCCUCAAUGACGAAGGAGGGAUCAUUAGACUAGAAAACGAUCGUGCAAUUGACAUUUUUCUCCUUUUUCGCAAACUUUCUAGAUGAUGCAGCUAUCCAUCCAUACCAUUGAUCUCUAUCUUACACUGUGUGUUAACCUUGAUUUUGUGUUUGUUUUGAAAAAAACUAAUACCAUGUAGAAAUAAAUGAAACAUUACGAGA
Molecule: messenger RNA, 2845 nt
Organism: Tigriopus californicus
Lineage: Eukaryota; Metazoa; Arthropoda; Copepoda; Harpacticoida; Harpacticidae
Cellular component (GO): nucleus
Source: RefSeq, a predicted model, not a curated record